AUGAUUCACAAAUGUAAGCGCUGCUAAAAGUAUGGCAAAUAUCCUCGAAAAAGUACAAUUUUUACCGUAUUGUUCUAGCGUCAUAUACUUUAGUACGACUUCUCCUAGCUGAUUUUCUGAUUUUCAGUAAUUAAGAAAAAAAUGGGCCGCCCGAACGUCUUCUUCGACAUCUCCAUCGGUGGAAAGGCCGUGGGACGCAUUGUCAUGGAGGUUUGUUUACUGCAUCGUCACAUUCAGCUCUUCUAAUCCGGAUUUCCUUUCAGCUUUACUCCGACAUCGUCCCGAAGACCGCCGAGAACUUCCGCGCUCUCUGCACCGGAGAGAAGGGAGUCGGCAAGUCCGGAAAGCCCCUUCACUUCAAGGGAUCCAAGUUCCACCGCAUCAUUCCGGACUUCAUGAUCCAAGGAGGAGAUUUCACCCGCGGAAACGGAACCGGAGGCGAGUCGAUCUACGGCGAAAAGUUCCCGGACGAGAACUUCCAGGAGAAGCACACCGGACCAGGAGUCCUCUCCAUGGUAAGUCGUACAUAACUCUUUCUUAUAUAUGAAACACGAGAGACGUCUGUCUUGUCAAGUGAUAUUCAGGCAAAAUACUGUUUUAGGCUAACGCUGGCCCGAACACCAACGGAUCGCAGUUCUUCCUCUGCACCGUGAAGACCGCCUGGUUGGACGGCAAGCACGUCGUCUUCGGAAAGGUCGUGCAAGGAUUGGAUGUUGUUUCCAAGGUCGAGACCUUCGGAACCGACUCUGGAAAGCCGAAGGCUGACUGCGUCAUCGCCGAUUGCGGACAGCUCUAAACGAUUGCUCUUUCUCUCAACUCUCUAUUUUCCUCACUCCCACUCAAUUUAAUCGUUCCCAUUUUCAAUGCUUCCGUUGUCUAAAUUUGAUCAUCAGUAAAGUUGCAAAGAAAGAAGAUUAGGGUUAUCGGGUGAUACGAAGAAUCAGACGAUGAGAACCGGUUGGUGAUUUGAAAGUUUUUUUUACCGGCGUCUGCUGCACACAUUGAACCGAAGCCUUGCGUGGCCGGUUCACGUACUUUUUGACCCAAUCCAAGUUACAAGUGUAAAAGGCGAACGGCCACGUGACGGGAAGAAGAUAGGCGAAGUGAACUGGCAAGGACACCAGGAUUGUGGUCGGGCUGGGACCAUGAGGCUUCCAGAAAAUCACUUGAUUGAGGAUCUUGCCGGUUAAACCAACCUGAACUUGUUAGUUGCGAGCAAUUUUUUGGUAAUGUAGGUGUGUUGUUUGAGGUGGGUUUUUUUGCUAGGGCUGGUAAAAAUUUAUCAGAUUCUAAACGGAAAGAAAGUUCGAAUCGGAAAGUGCAUUCACAGACGGCUGCACUUGUGAAGUGUUACGUUCAGGAUUGCACAUCCGCUUGCACACUGAUUCAUUCAGAAUCCGAAAGAUCGCGUCCACGUUUCGUUUAUUGCAGGUCAAGUACGAUAUUUGGACGAUGACGGGCGUCGAGAGAAUGUCCAUCAGCACGCACAACGCUGCCGCCUAAAAUUGAAAAAAAUUGGAAUGAAAUCUGUUGACACACACACCUGUUCAAUGAACGAAAUUAUACUAUACCAACUAUUCAAGAGAUAAGCAGCAGCAGUAAUGAAGAGAAAAGAACACUGAAAAUGAAAAGAAAUGUCCGGCCUUACCUAAAAACCGAUACCGUUUUGACGAGCACAAUUGUGAAGGUCUGAUAAAAAAUGUAUUUUUGUGGUUGAUUAUCGACAACCGAUCUCAAAUUCGAAAAUGUGCCAAUGUCCUUUCGGAUUCGAAGAUAUAGGGCGGCUGAGAUGAAAAGUAAUACGUUGAGGGUGAUGUACCACAUCUGAAUGGACUAUUUUGAGGAUAAAGGCCUGCAAUAUUCUCAUUUUUAGGCGGUUCUCCCUUAAAAAAACUGUUUUUUUCGGUUUAGAGCGAUUGCAUUUUGUUUCUAAAAGCGAGCAGUUGUCUAAACUUCUAAAAUGAUCUUACUUUAGAAAACGAUUUUUCCAGAGAAAGGCUCAAAAGGCGCGCUCUAUUCUGUCGCUGUUCUAUUAGGGACUACCGCCGAUUUUUCAUGUUUUUGACGAAACGGUCCCAAAUCCUGCACUAUUGCCGCAUAUAAAACACAAGAGGCGUCUGCCUGUCUGUCUUUUUGUAUGUCCGCGGACUCAGCGCAGCAGAGAGAAAGACGGACCGGACAAAAGCGAGUGGGGGUCGAACCCGCGACAGCUUUUCAAGGUGAUUACUCCGUACGUUGAGUCAUUGAGUUGCGAAAAACGAAAUUCCGAAGCCAUCCUGAAAAGCCUUCGACUUACAAGAAACACGAGAAAAGCGUCGCCCAUUUUUUCGCUCAGUGUCAUGUUCUGACUAUCCUUAUCCGCUUCUCCCAUUUUGAGUAACAUCAAAUCUUUAGCGGCAAUAAGCACGCACAAAACCACGAUGAUUCGGUUCACCGUCUUGUGCGACACAGUCACAUAUUUCUCCGACCGCGGAUAAAAAUGAAGAGAAAAGCGUUGGAAUGCCAGGAGUAUUGUGAGUAAAUAGAGAAGUUCUGUGAAUAUGAAAACCGCCGACAAGCUGGUGAAUGCGAGGAAGAUUAUCGUGGAAAGAAUCGUACGGCUUCAAAAAUACGGAAUUUUGGUUCAAUAUUUUAGACUUACUUUUUAAGGAAAGCGUAAAAAUACAUCAGAUAGGCGAACACAGCGAAUGUAUAAAUGGAAGUAUAAAUCACGAGAAUGGCCUUGUAAAAGUGAUUUGUAAUCGGGAAUAUCGCUGUCUGAAAUGCUCCAUCACUUUUUAUUUUAUUUUUGAACAGAGUACUUGUUCAUCACGCUGCCGAUUGACCCUGUUAAGAUAGACGUAAAAUGGGAAUAAGGCCAGGAAGGCUACAGAGAAAAUGACUAAAAUUGUAAUGUGAACGAUCCAUAGGGACCCUUGGAGAACUUUUUCCAUAGGAUUGAGUUCAGCCCAGUUGAUAUGUGUGCCGUUUUCCAUUUGAAUUCGAGAAAGAAUUGCAAUUUCCAAGGUUUUUCUGAGUUUUAAGCAAUGAUUUACACCUGCGCGCAGGUGUAAAAUGUCGACGAGACAUGUUGUGGUUUCAGAAUUUCUUGCGUUAGAAACGAUAAUCAAUAGACUCGGGGGCAGUAUGCAUUUAUGCAUUGUAUAUUUUCUCGUUUUUUUGCGCAUUCAGCGAUAAAACUUUCACUGAAUGAAAUAUGCAGAUUUAUAUAAAGAACACACGCAGGGAUGAGCGGAAAGAAUCGGAAUUAUUCCGACGGAAAAAUACCACAUCUUUCAGGCGCGCACAGCUAAAAUUUCUGACGUGAAGCGCAAGACUUUUUAAAGAACUUUUUUUUCCAAGAGUUUCCUAAAACUAUAGUGCCGUUCACGAUUUUCUGUGCAUUUUGCAUUUCGCAAUCACGGAGUCGUGGCGGGGUACACUGGCGCAAGUGCGCUCUACUGAAAUUUUCAAAAAUUUUGCUUUGGCCUAAUGCUUUAAGAUAGGGGCGCUACGCGAUCGACCGUCGGCGAAAGUUCAAAUUUUAGUUUUCGAUGUACCCAUGACGACCCCGUGGCAAUGUUUGACUCGCCAUUCGCCGCGAAACGUCGGCCGCUCGUUCGGCCGCGGGAAUAUAAGCGCCAGCCCGUCAUUCAGCGGUUUCGGUUUCUGUCCGGCACCCCUUCCCAUCGACACUAACUUGACCGUUGUUUUUGCCUUUUUAUCUGUUAGUGUUCGUCGCCAAAUAUAUUUAUCUGAUUUUCCUCGGAACUUCAUAAAAAAUGCUCGUUUUUUCACUUUUCGUGUUUAAAAAUCGGACAAAAUGUACAUUUCCAAAACGUUACAUCGAAAAACUUUCAAAAAUUAAUGCCGCGUCCAAAGUUUUAAAAAACCGGGAAAUCACCCGGAUUUUGCUAGGAUUUCUGUGAUCUUUGUACGCUUUUUUUAACUUUGGACGCGGCAUAACGGAUUUUGCAAUUUCCGCCAUAGCUCAGCGAUUUGAAGUGAGGAAACAGCGGCGGAAAGCGGGUCGAACACACUUACAACCGUGUUUCGCCACAGUGCCGCCGCUGUUUCGCCAGAACUCCGCCAGAACACUACGUUGUUUUCCGUUGAAACUGCGUUCCUCCGCCGUUUCGACAAAAGCGCCGCGGCUGUGGUCUCGCCACGAUUUGAGCUUGGCGAAACAGCGGUCAUCCGCGGUUCCAUGAAAACGCCUCUUUCGCCACUGUUUCCUCACUUCAAAUCGCUGAGCGCGAUUGUUUCGCAAUAGAGCGCGCUUGCCGAUGACUGUACUUCUGCCGCUUUCUCAAUGAUUCACAAAUGUAAACGCUGCUAAAAUUAUGGCCAAUAUCCUCGAAAAAUACAAUUUUUUCCGUAUUGUUCUUGCGUCAUAUACUUUAGUACGACUUCUCCUAGCUGAUUUUCUGAUUUUCAGUAAUAAAGUUUCGAAAAUGAGCCGCCCGAACGUCUUCUUCGACAUCUCCAUCGGUGGAAAGGCCGUGGGACGCAUUGUCAUGGAGGUUUGUUUACUGCAUCGUCACAUUCAGCUCUUCUAAUCCGGAUUUCCUUUCAGCUUUACUCCGACAUCGUCCCGAUGACCGCCGAGAACUUCCGCGCUCUCUGCACCGGAGAGAAGGGAGUCGGCAAGUCCGGAAAGCCCCUUCACUUCAAGGGAUCCAAGUUCCACCGCAUCAUUCCGGACUUCAUGAUCCAGGGAGGAGAUUUCACCCGCGGAAACGGAACCGGAGGCGAGUCGAUCUACGGCGAAAAGUUCCCGGACGAGAACUUCCAUGAGAAGCACACCGGACCAGGAGUCCUCUCCAUGGUAAGUCGUACAGAAAUCUUGCUCAUAUAUGAAACACGAGAGACGUCUGUCUUGUCAAGUGAUAUUCAAACAAAAUGCUGUUUUAGGCUAACGCUGGCCCGAACACCAACGGAUCGCAGUUCUUCCUCUGCACCGUGAAGACCGCCUGGUUGGACGGCAAGCACGUCGUCUUCGGAAAGGUCGUGCAAGGAUUGGAUGUUGUUUCCAGGGUCGAGACCUUCGGAACCGACUCUGGAAAGCCGAAGGCUGACUGCGUCAUCGCCGAUUGCGGACAGCUCUAA
This is a messenger RNA of Caenorhabditis sp. 36 PRJEB53466, 5088 nucleotides long. The record is from the annotation of a GenBank genome assembly. Lineage: Eukaryota; Metazoa; Nematoda; Chromadorea; Rhabditida; Rhabditidae.